Vespa crabro (European hornet) is the source of this 1487-nucleotide messenger RNA. RefSeq names its product SOSS complex subunit C. Gene Ontology annotation, cellular component: SOSS complex; nucleoplasm; nucleus. The record is from RefSeq and is a predicted model, not a curated record. The transcript has 4 exons. The coding region runs from base 1159 to 1413 and encodes 84 amino acids. NCBI's taxonomy places the organism in Eukaryota, Metazoa, Arthropoda, Insecta, Hymenoptera, Vespidae. Gene Ontology annotation, biological process: DNA repair.
GCAUCGAGUGAUCACGAGUAACUUUUCUUCGGAGAUUUACUCAUGAAUGAUUUCUUACGUUUUGAUUUAUUAGGAUAGAAUCUUUUUCCUUCGCGAUUAUAAUUAUUAGCACUUUGUCAUAUUCAUAGAUAUUCACGAGUUCUAAUAAAAAAUGAAUAGGAAGACAUUUUCGAUGGAUAAUUUUUAGAUUACAAGCAAAAUUGCAUGAUUUGCUUGUAAUAAUCAAAGGUUUGCUUUAUAUUUUUAAAUAAAAAUUAAUUAAAUAUUUAAUCAAUUUUUAAUAAUAAAAAAAGUUUCAAUAGAGUCGUUGCUUUUGAAAGAGAAAAGUCGAGGAAAGUUAUUGUUUGUAAAAGUCGAGUAGAGUCAUUGUUAAAAUAACAGAUACUUGUAGAAUCACGGCCCGUAGACACUAGAAUAAAUUAAUCAAUUUUUAGUUCAAGAUAUUCAAUUAAUAUACUAAUUCCCGCUUCCCCACUAUGUUUUUUCGAUUUUUCGGGGAUGAGAUAUCUCUCGACCAAAUAGCAGUAAUCAUUUUUUAUGCAAAGAUUUUAGAUUUUUUCUAUUCUUGAUUGCACUAAUGUUGUCAAUUUCCUUCCACAUUUUAGAAUCUUUUUUAAAUAUUCUUCUAUUAAAUAUUCUUCUUAUUUUAUUCUUAUUUAUAAGUCUUUAAUAGAAGAGUAUUCUUAAAUACACUUAUCUCAAUUGAACUCGCAAAAUGAUGUUUGUGAGAGAAACUAUGCCCUGACAUACGACGAAGACACAAUUGUAAUCAAAUCUCAAUUUUGAGCCAAAUCUCAUUUUAAUUCAUGCGCGCCAACAGUAUGAGGGGCACAGCAUACCUAACAAAUAUACAUAUCGAUACGAUGAAUCGAGAGAAGGGAUAGAGUUUUUCUAACGCACUUCUACUUCAUUUUUUUCCCGUACCAUCGCUGAAAUCACAUAUGUCUCGAGCGAUAUUGGGUGAACAACAUUAAUCUUAAACAUUCUAUGAUUACCUAUUUGGAUGUAAAAUAUAACCUAUGCAAUUGUUGUGUACGAACACAAGAUCAAUCAAGAAAAGAAUUCUAGUAACAAGUUUUUGUUGAUAUAAUGUAAACUUUGUAAAUUUAAUGGUAUAAUCGAGAUAAUUUGCAUUUUUUGAUAGAAAAACGCAGUUUGAUGGCUUUUUCACAACCAAAUUCAAGAGAAUUGCAAAACCGAAAAAUCUUAGAAGAGUUACAGUUAAAGAAACAAAUGUUAUUGAAACAAGGUGUUGCGCCGACUUUAAAUACAUCAUUAGCUGUUACUUCUACUGGCUCUGCAUCUACUGUGCCUACUACACAAUCUACUGAUGGAGUAGCAAUGAGUGCAUCGCAAAGAGCUGCUCUACAUAAUGCACAUGCAGCAUCUACAGGUUCAUCCUCGUCUGCGUGACCAAGUGUACGCAAUACUGAUGUAUUAUAAAAGUAUUGCCAUUGAUGUGUAAGAAUGCUGCAUAAUAAAACUAU